CGCAGCUUCACAUCAAACCUGAAACCCGGACCGGACCGUCUUUCCGGAGUAGCAGUUGCGGCCGGGAGAACCUCGGCUCCCGCCUGUCCCUGUUAUCCGCUAAAUUUCAUAAACACAGCUUCCAAGUUUGAAUCUUUUGGAUACACGGGGCAGCGGAGACAGCUUUCGGUCGUUGAGGAUCUCAUUGAUGCGAAGCGGACUAGUUUGGUUCAUGAAUUGCGAGCUCUUCGUUAAGGAUCCGUUCCGUAGUUGGUAAUUGGCUUGCAGCGGUGAUUCGUCCGUGGCGCUGUUUGUUUUUGUUGCCGGAAGAGUUGCAGAAGCUUGUCAAUGGCUUGGAGAGCGAUUGGUGAUAAGGGUAUUCGGUCUCCUCUUGGCAGACGCGUCAUUUUGUCAUCUCAAGAACAUGUAGUUGGGUCAACCUCUAAAGGUAACCUUGACUUCACAGUGAGAUCAGUUUCAGCUGCUAAUUGUAGACAAGGCUUUACUAGUGGCUCUCUUUUACCUGGCGCUUCUCAUGGCAAUGUUCUGACUAAAGAAUCCUUCAUCCGGUACUUUCAUAACACUCCGGUCCUAUAUAGCAGAAAAGCAGUUGAUGAGGCCUUGGGUUUAAAGACAGAAAGGAAAGGGAAGUUUAAGAGAAGGGACAAGGCACAGAUGAAACCUCCUCUGUUAGACUUAUCCUUGGAGGCAUCAGAAUGAUAAGAGUGAGAUGAUCAUCUAUUCCAAGUGACAAGCAUUUAUCUAUUGUAAAUUCAUCCACUCAAAGUAGCAGAUUACACACAUUGUUCCCGUGGGAGUUGGAUUAGGGAUGGCAAUGGGUCGGGUUGGGGCGGGUUUUGCCAAACCCGAACCCAAACCCAUGGGUUUGUCCGUCAAAAAAACCCGGGGUAAAACCCGCUGGGUUUGAAAAACUCAAACCCAACCCAACCCGCUGGGUAUCCGCGGGUUGAUGGGUUACCCGCGGGUUUUUUUGGUAAAAUAUUUAUAAAAUUAUAAUUAACAAGAAGCUAUUAAAAAUAAAAAUAUUUAUACUGAUAGUUCAUAAUUGCUACAAGAAAGGCAGAGAACGAAUUUGGACUUAUUUUUCUCUUUAUAGAAUAUGUUGUGAGAUGAUAUAUUAUCAACACUAUGAAGGAUGGGGCAGCAGAGAAUGAGCUAAGUGUAUAUUAUCU
Linum tenue is the source of this 1172-nucleotide messenger RNA. Lineage: Eukaryota; Viridiplantae; Streptophyta; Magnoliopsida; Malpighiales; Linaceae. The record is from the annotation of a GenBank genome assembly.